This is a messenger RNA of Aspergillus heteromorphus CBS 117.55, 1752 nucleotides long. Its product is annotated as putative flavin-containing amine oxidase. NCBI's taxonomy places the organism in Eukaryota, Fungi, Ascomycota, Eurotiomycetes, Eurotiales, Aspergillaceae. The transcript is spliced from 3 exons. The coding region runs from base 1 to 1752 and encodes 583 amino acids. The record is from RefSeq and is a predicted model, not a curated record. Gene Ontology annotation, molecular function: oxidoreductase activity.
AUGGCACGCUCCUCCGUCCAGCCUGUCCUCACCACCUCCGCCUACUACGCCCCCGGCGUCAUCUCGCCCGCAGGCAAACUGCUACACGUCUCGGGCCAGACAGGCACCAUCGACGGCCAUGCGCCCUCCGACUACAACUCCCAGAUCCACCUCGCGCUGGUCAACCUCCACCGCGUGAUCACCGCCGUGGGCGCCACCCCCCGCGACGUCGUCAAGCUGACCCUCUACAUCGUCAACUACGACCCCAACAACCGGCUGCACACCCGCCCCGUCCAGACAUGGCUGGCCGGUCACCGUCCUGCCAUGUCCCUCGUCCCCGUCCCCAAACUGGCCCACCCGGACUGGCUGUUCGAGAUCGAGGCCACCGUCGCCGUGCCGGACGCCCUGUCGGUGCCUGCCUCCCUCUCCCCGGCCGUGGAUGAGGAGACCGACGUGCUGGUCAUCGGAGCCGGUCUGUCCGGUCUGAUGGCCGCCGAGACGGUCCUCCAGGCCGGACACCGCUGCAUCGUGCUGGAGGGUCGCGAUCGCGUCGGCGGAAAGACAUGGACGUGUCCGCUGCCCAGUGGAAACGGCGUGGUCGAUCUGGGCGCUGCCUGGAUCAACGAUACCAACCAGACCAUGAUGACCGAGUUGGCUCGGCGGGCAGGUGCUGAUCUGAUCGAGCAGAACACCGUGGGCAAUUGUACAGAAGCCACUCCUACGCGCCAAAUCGAAGCCAUCCGCGACACCGCCGAAGCAGACUGCCAGGCCGUGGACUGCAGCCGACCCCGCGACGCCAGCCUGGACUCCAUGUCCUUCCUGGCAUACCUACACUCACGCAACGCCACACCCGCCGCGGUAUCCAACGCCUCCGUCUGGACGCGCGCCAUGCUCGGCCAGGAACCCCAAGACAUCUCGGCCCUGUACUUCCUGAACUACUGCAGGUCCGGCGGCGGACUGCUGCAGAUGCGAUCGGACCGCAAGCACGGCGCGCAGUACCUGCGGGUGCGCCAGGGCACACAGAUCUUCGCGAAGACCAUCGCCGCCGCGCUGCCCGCGGGGACUAUCCGGCUGGGCCAGCGCGUCACGGCCAUCACGCAGACGGAGCGCGGAUCCGCCCUGGUCGAGGCGAAUGGCCGGCUCAUCCGCGCCCGCAAGGUCAUCUGCUCCGUGCCCACCCCGGUAUUGAAGUCCAUCCGCUUCGAGCCCCCCCUGCCACCCCAGAAACAGCUGCUGGUCGACUCGUUCCGGUACGGGUAUUAUACCAAGAUGAUGCUCUCGUUCCGGACGGCGUGGUGGGUCGAGCGCGGGUUCUGUGGGCUGGCGCAGUCGUUCCAGGGCCCCGCGUCCAUCUAUCGCGACACGAGUGUCCCGGCGGAGGGGAAGUGGAUUCUCACGGCGUUUCUGGCGGGCGAUGUCGGACGCGAGUGGUCCAAGCUGGCGCAGCAUGAUCGCGAGCAGGCGCUGCUGAAGCAGCUCGGCGAGAUGUAUGGCGUGCCGGGGGUGCCGGGGGUGCCGGCGGGCGAGUUCCUCGAGGCGUUAGGGCACGAGUGGUCGGGCGAGGAGCUGUCGGGCUGGGGCUGUCCCUGUCCGGCGCUGCCGCCGGGGGUGUUGAGUGCGGCGGGCGAGGCGCUGCGGGAGCCGUUCCGCGAGGUGCAUUUCGUGGGGACGGAGACGGCGGAGGAGUGGAAGGGGUAUAUGGAGGGGGCGGUGCGCAGUGGACGCAGGGGAGGGCUGGAGGCUGUCAAGUGGCUGGGACGGAGCGGUUUGUAG